GCUGCCCAGCCUGCAAACCAUCACCAUAACUGGGCUAAAGACCCAGACUAUCAGCCUCCAUCUGGGGGGGUCAAAAAGGCCAAGAAGGGGAAGAAGAGUCGCCUGCGCUACGCUGAAGGAGACAAGGACAUGGACGUCAGCGUGUACGACUUUGAAGAGGAGCAGCAGGAGGGCCUUCUGUCUGAGGUCAAUGCAGAGAAAGUAGUCGGCAACAUGAAGCCUCCAAAGCCCACAAAGAUCAAGAAGAAAGGGGUGAAGAAGACUUUCCAGUGCGAGCUGUGCAGCUACACAUGUCCUCGUCGCUCCAACCUGGACCGGCACAUGAAAAGCCACACCGAUGAGAGACCCCACAAAUGUCACCUGUGUGGAAGGGCCUUCAGGACAGUGACACUGCUGAGAAAUCAUCUCAACACACACACAGGGACUCGACCACACAAGUGCACAGACUGUGACAUGGCCUUUGUGACCAGUGGAGAACUGGUGCGUCACCGUCGCUACAAACACACACAUGAGAAGCCAUUCAAAUGCUCCAUGUGUGACUACGCCAGUGUGGAGGUGAGCAAACUGAAGCGGCACAUUCGCUCCCAUACUGGGGAACGUCCCUUCCAGUGCAGUCUGUGCAGCUACGCCAGCAGAGACACAUACAAGCUGAAGAGACACAUGAGGACACACUCAGGAGAAAAACCUUAUGAGUGCUACAUCUGCCACGCCCGAUUCACCCAGAGCGGAACCAUGAAGAUGCACAUCCUGCAGAAACACACAGAGAACGUGGCCAAGUUCCACUGUCCACACUGUGACACGGUCAUCGCACGCAAGAGUGACCUGGGGGUUCAUCUGCGGAAGCAGCACUCGUUUAUUGAGACCGGGAAGAAGUGUCGAUAUUGUGAUGCUGUUUUCCAUGAGCGCUACGCUCUAAUCCAGCAUCAAAAGUCCCACAAGAAUGAGAAAAGGUUCAAGUGCGACCUGUGUGAUUACUGCUGCCGUCAGGAGCGCCACAUGGUCAUGCACCGGCGGACCCACACAGGAGAGAAGCCGUUCGCGUGCAGCCAGUGUGAAAAGACCUUCAGGCAGAAGCAGCUGCUGGACAUGCACUUCAAACGCUACCACGACCCCAACUUUGUUCCCACAGCUUUUGUUUGCCCCAAGUGUAGCAAGACGUUCACCCGCAGGAACACCAUGGCUCGUCAUUCUGAGAACUGUGGCGGGGAGGUGGAGGAGUUUGAGAACGGAGCUGCCACUCCAAAGAAAGGCAGGAGAGGAAGGAAGAGGAAGAUGAGAAGCAGAAGGGAUGAGGAUGAUAGCGAAGAUGACAUCCCCGAACAAGACGAGGGUGAGGAUGAGGGUGAAGAAGAAGCAGCACUGCUGCAGGAGGAGGAGGACCUGGAGGGCAUGGAGCUAGACCAGGCUCCUGCUGUUAUCCCAGUUGUGGCCCCAGAGGAGCCUCCAGUGAAGAGAAAACGAGGCCGACCCCCCAAGAACCCCAAACCUCAGACCCCCAGCAGAGUCGGGGCUGCUUCUUCUGCUGCCACGAUUCAGGUGGAGGACGAGCUGACGGGCGCAGUAGAGAACAUCAUAGUGAAAAAGGAGGGGGGCGACGCAGCACCUUCUGUGAAGCAGGGAGCGGGCCUGACAGUGGAAGGAGGGGUGGGUGGUGGUGAGGGGGUGGAGGAGGUGGAGCUGACUGUGAACCAGGAAACAACAGCAGCUACUGCUGCUAAUGGAGAUCUCACACCAGAGAUGAUCCUCAGCAUGAUGGACCGCUGAGCAGCAGAGGGUGGAGGCCCCACCCUGUGCUCCACCUGCACCCCUCCAGCUCCACUCUGGUCCAGGCUGAGCUGCUCUCUGACCGUUAAGACUUUUCUCCACUGAAUCAAUCUGCUUGUUUUGCUACUUUGUCCUACUCAAAGCCACAUCCUGUCUGCCUGUGCCCACACACAUUUCAGUUCAUGUGCACACACAAUCCCCCUGUGUGUGUGUGUGUGUGUGUGUGUGUGUGUGUGUGUGUGUGUGUGUGUGUGUGUGUGUGUGUGUGUGUGUGUGUGUGUGCACUAACAUCUGAAAACACCAAGUAACAGAAUUAGAGUUUUCUGUUGCGCUUGCUGUUUCUCCAGCCUGUCAUUAACAUCUGACUCUUUCUGAAGGCGGCCAUCUUGUGCUGUGACCCUAAAGAGCAGAACCAGAAGCCAUGCUAUGGUUCUCUGUGCUGCUCUGACUUCUAUUUCAGGGUGCGAUGUAACAUAGCAACACUUUUCCAGUCAUUCAACAGUUUUUGUCUGAAAUCCAGAGUUUGUCAUUUCUUAUCCGUUCCUUCGCUGUGGUCUUUAGGGUCUCCAUGGCUGGUGGCUCGUUGCUGCUGUUGGUCUGUUAGUUUGGUCCAUUUCAUUUACUCAGACACAAACAAGGCUGGGGGACUUGGAAUAGACUGCUUCUUUAUCCUUUAUGUUUAGCUCUCCUGUAAGCAGUGUGUGUGUCAGCUUACACACUGCUGACACACACACCCUGGUCCUUAGAGCUACUUGAACCACAGCGUUCUCUGCUGCCUCACAGGCGGGGCCAAGCACCAGUUGGUGAAGCAUUUACUCCAAAUUGGAGGAAGAAAAGAAAAGAAAAAAAGAUUUAAGUCCAGAAAGUUUCAGAAAUCAUUGGAACAAACUUCUCCCAAAACGUUUUCUCCUGUUUCAAAACUGUGUUUGCCGCCGCCAUCAUUCAGAGUCCUGAUGUUCCCUGGCGGACUGUGAUGUCACAGUGUGUGAAGUUGAUGUUUUCCCUGAUCGAAGCAAUCCAUCAUGUUAGGAAGGUUCUUCCACAUCGUGCUCUGCAGUGUGAAGAACCCACUGGGCCUGAGCAACCAGUACCAGCAUGGUGGUGUUUGUGAACAUUCCACAUGUUUUUAGGUGAUGAGGUUUUCUAACUUCUAACUUUUCAGUCUCACUUCCUGCUCUGCUGCCAGCAGUCAUCACACAGACCAGCUGACCUGGACCUGGACCUGAAACUGGACCCAAACCCAGACCUGGACAUAAAACUGGACCCGGACCUGUCUGCUGGCUUCCAUGUACAUAAACGUUUUAAACCUUCCUGGAAGAAAGCCUUUCCUUUCUGAUUUUGAUAAUGUUUUAAAAAGCGACUAAAUGUCUUUCUGGUGCUCUGACUGGAUCCUGGUGAUCACUUGUGAUUUCCAGCCAAAGAUCAGCCCAAACUAAACCAGAUGAGCCACUUUGUCAUUUCCUGUGUGUUAUUUUAUUGCUUUACACUUUUUAUUUUCUAGUUGCCUCUUCACUGUUUCUCCUUUGAUUUGGUUAUUCUUCCAUCUGUAAAACAGUGUCCGGACUGCAGCACCUGAUUGGGUGGUGAAGCCCUGUUUGAGUUUUCCUGUUUUUCAAAGGUUCUGUUUGCCAUGAGCUGUUUCUUGAUUGGUUAGCUGUCCUGUGGUGAGAUGAAGCCUUAUUGGAUGUGUUUGCAUGUCAACUUCAUGCAAAUCAAAAACUCAAAAAUCUUUGUUAAUAGGCUUCCCUAAUGUCAUCAUCUGCUGUAUCUCCAGGAAUGUUAGUUGUAUGAAUCGCUUCAGAUAUCUGUCCUGUCCUGCAGCUGUUCAGUUCCAGCUACGUCUGGAACCUGUUUCCUACCAUCUCUGUUUUCUGCUGUAAUCUGAGAUCUGCUCCUAUAAAAUGAAAGCUAAUGUGCUGUGUUGCUGUUGGACAUCUGGACACAGCUCUGAUUUAUUUGAUCAUGUUUUUGGCAGAGAACCUGCCUGUUCUAAAUCCAACAGAACCAGAAACGUUGACCAUGCCAUUUCUUUAGUUACCACUCUGUACAGAUAAUACUGAACAAUAAAAUCACUGUAAUGGA
Molecule: messenger RNA, 3846 nt
Organism: Poecilia latipinna (sailfin molly)
Lineage: Eukaryota; Metazoa; Chordata; Actinopteri; Cyprinodontiformes; Poeciliidae
Product: transcriptional repressor CTCF-like
Exons: 11
Coding region: 130-1764 (544 amino acids)
Biological process (GO): regulation of transcription by RNA polymerase II
Cellular component (GO): nucleus
Molecular function (GO): DNA-binding transcription factor activity, RNA polymerase II-specific; RNA polymerase II transcription regulatory region sequence-specific DNA binding
Source: RefSeq, a predicted model, not a curated record